This is a messenger RNA of Triplophysa rosa, 3462 nucleotides long. It is a transcript of the gene pdia5, whose product is annotated as protein disulfide isomerase family A, member 5. Bases 67 to 1608 code for a protein of 513 amino acids. The transcript is spliced from 17 exons. Gene Ontology annotation, biological process: protein folding. Gene Ontology annotation, cellular component: endoplasmic reticulum. Gene Ontology annotation, molecular function: protein disulfide isomerase activity. The record is from RefSeq and is a predicted model, not a curated record. NCBI's taxonomy places the organism in Eukaryota, Metazoa, Chordata, Actinopteri, Cypriniformes, Nemacheilidae.
GACAGACGUGGCAGCGGCAUCAUGGCUUCUGGGAACCGAUACGGGAGACGUAGGAGAUAGAUCGAAAUGUUCAUAUUCUUAUCGUUGGUUACAGUGUUAUCUGCUCUCCAGGCAGUGAAGGUGUCUCCACUCAUAGAAAAAGUCAAUGAUCACAAGGAUUUCAAGAAACUUCUAAGGACCAGAACUAAUGUUCUUGUCCUAUAUACCAAGUCAGCUUCAUCUGGAGAUGCACAUCUGAAGCUUUUGUCUGAUGUGGCUGAGGCUGUGAAAGGACUGGGCACUAUCGCAUGGGUGAAUUGUGGAGAUACAGAAGGCCGUAAACUCUGUAAAAAAGUCAAGGUAGACCCUAGCUCGAAAACCAAAGGAGUCGAAGUCCUGCAUUACAAGGAUGGAACCUUUAACACUGAAUACAACAGGCCGGCCACAUUUAAGUCCAUGGUGGCUUUCCUGAAAGACCCUGCAGGUGCCCCCCUGUGGGAGGAGAACCCUGAGGCUAAAGAUGUCGUUCACAUCGAGACAGAGAAGGACUUUCGGAAACUUCUGAAGAAAGAAGAACGGCCCAUCCUCAUGAUGUUGUAUGCGCCAUGGUGUGGCGUGUGUAAAAGGAUGCAGCCCAUUUUUCAGCAAGCAGCCACUGAGACAAAAGGAAAAUAUGUGCUGGCGGGGAUGAACGUGCAUCCGGCGGAGUUUGACGGGCUGAAGCAGGAGUACAGCGUCAAGGGUUACCCAACCUUCUGCUACUUUGAGAAGGGAAAGUUCUUGCAUCACUACGAGAAUUAUGGAGCUACUUCCAAAGACAUCACUGACUGGUUGAAGAAUCCCCAACCUCCACAAGCUAAAACUCCAGAGGUGCCUUGGUCAGAGUCGGGCUCUGCGGUUUUCCACCUGACAGACGACACCUUCGAUACGUUUCUAGAGGAGCAUCCUUCUGCCCUGGUGAUGUUCUACGCUCCUUGGUGUGGCCAUUGUAAGAAGAUGAAGCCAGAAUAUGAUGAAGCUGCUGAAAUCCUCAACAAAGAUCCAGAUAGUCCAGGUGUACUGGCAGCAGUGGACACCACCAUUCACAAGUCUAUAGGAGAGCGGUUUAAAAUCUCAGGCUUUCCUACGGUGAAGUACUUUGAAACAGCAGAAGAGAAGUACACGCUUCCUCAGUUACGGAGCAAAGACAAGAUCAUUGAGUGGCUGCAGAAUCCCCAGGCCCCACCGCCUCCAGAGAAAUCGUGGGAGGAGACGCCAUCCAGCGUGAGCCACCUGGCAGCUGAAGAUUUCAGGGAAAUUCUGAAAAAGAAGAAACACGCCCUGGUCAUGUUCUACGCUCCAUGGUGCCCGCACUGCAAGAACGCCGUCCCUCAUUUUACAACAGCAGCCGAGGUCUUCAAAGAGGACCGCAAGAUUGCGUAUGCUGCGGUCGACUGCACAAAGGGACAGAAUCAUGAGUUGUGUAAACAGGAAGGUGUUGAGGGCUACCCUACAUUCAGCUAUUACAACUAUGGCAAAUUCAGUGAGAAAUACAAUGGGGAAAGAGGGGAAGCUGGUUUCAUAGGUUUCAUGAGACAGCUCAGGGGCCGGGACCAGGAGAAAGUGGGAAAACGGAAGGAGGAGCUCUAACCGUGGGGGCGUGGUCCUGUACAUGGGAGGAGCCUAUCAUUGCACUGUGUCUUGGGCAGGGACAUCCCAGCACUGAUGCCACAGACUUGAAACCUCAGCUAAAGGCUAUUUUUUAUAAAGCUGUGCCCUUAUGUUUGUAAUGUACAACCGUCAGACCACUUCGGACUUUACUUUUCAUUUUAUUUUUUAUUUCUUCUGAUGUUUUGUGAAACUGUUCCCAAAUACUGUGACUUCAGUUGCUGAAAUCUACACCUGAAAUCUAUGCAAUACUGGGCCCUCGUUCCCCAGGGUCCCGUACAUGUGUCUGGUGGGCCGUUACUCCCAUUCCAGUGAAGAGGAAUAAUGUGUACAAUCGUAUCUGCAAAUAUUUUUGUUGUAUGACAUCAUGGCUUUUGUUUUGAAGAAAGUUGUAGCUCAACUUUGUGGCCUUAUAUGUUUGGAUAACUGUUGUCCAAACCGUGCAGUGCGUCUUUGACAAUAUUUUUGGGGAUACGCUAGGGCCAAAAGACAACAAAGCAAAUACAAGGACAUGUAUUCAAGUUUUUAUUUUUACUGUACUAAAAUUCAUUGUCGAUGGUGAAAGAAUAAAAUGACAUGAAAAACUAGAAAAUGCCACAGAAAGAAUGUUUCCAAAAAUGUCUGGCGGUUUUGUCCAUUCACGUUGGCCUACUGUAAAUUAACAUUUUGCUUAUGUCAAAGAUUAUGAUGUGAUUUGUACUGUACAGCUGAGUCUAUAACUUCCCACUCUUUCUGAUUUACAUUGCCACUCUGUAUCUCUAAUACACAUGAACAUUUCCUCAUAUAUGCAUGCAAAUGGAAACUGUAGGUGAUAAUGGGAGCCAUAGGUCAUUAUAGGAUAGAUUUAGUAUCUUGGUUCAUGCUGGAGGGAGAUGACUUAUUUAAGCCUUGUUGAGCGAUGCUGAUUUCACAGUUCUUACUGGUUGAUACAUUGCUGGAUGUUCUGUUUUACUCGCUGUCCGCCAGGUGCUGGCUCUCGUACUGAUAGCGCUACCCUUACCGAUCUCGGUGGCAACUGAACUACCCUGUGCGGAAAAACUCCCUGCUCGAGGCAGUAUACAUAUUUAAUGCUCUUGUAGCUUAACUUUUGUUGUAUAAUUCAGAGGCUUGGUUCGUUUCAUUAUGAAUAAGGUUCUCAGGGAAAGCAAAACCCAAUUGAGGAGAGCGACCGCGCGUGGUAAUUUGCAUUCCAUUUGGGUGUUCACUAUUCAUGUCGUCGAAUUAUGAAUUGUUUACAUGUGUCUUCGAGAGACGGAACAGAAAAAAUCACAGAACCGGAAUUCGGUUUAAAUUUCCUUGCAAAAUUUCUGACGAGAAGUAUUGAAUAAAACAUGAUGAGCCAAGGAGGUGUAGAUGUCAGUUAUAUUCAAGAUAAUGGAGUCAAGUUCAAAAUUGUGUCUAUAAGGGUAAAGUGGCAUUGAAUUCAUAUCACAAAGCCGAUCUUAAAAGAGGGAGACGGACAGGCAGCCUGUAUAGAAUUGAUGGACAUGUCAACUAUGGUCCAAAAUGAUUAAAUGAAAACUUUUUUUGCUGCCUGCCAGUGCUGUAGAGACAUAGCUCAUUCGUUCAUUGGCGUUUACUGCAAUGCUUGCCAAUGGUCGUAUGCCUUCAUCUGGUUCCAUCAAAUUAUUGUGUUGUAGAACAUUCUGCUUUGUCUUAUCCCAAAGGUUUGGAGAAUGUGAGGGCUAACACAAUAAUGCCAAGAAGUCAUUGUCGCAUUUGUCAUUUUUUGUGCCCAGCCAUAUGUACAGUUGCAUUGGUGAAUACAAUGCAAAAUAAAAGGCAUACAUUUCCCCCCCUAAAAAACAUCAUUCCAUGUACACUUUUAAUGUAAUG